ACUCAAGUGACAAGUCAGCCACUCUUUCUUUUUUCCUUUCUCUUUUUUGCUUCUGUUGCAGUUGCAGUCCCCCCUUGGCAAUGUUGAUCGAACAACGAUGGAGGAUAAACCACAUUACCGGCUUACUGCCGUGUUCAACAAAAUCAGUAUCCACAAUUAUCCUUCUCCAAAAAUUGCAUUAAUCAAGAUUCCACAGAGUUUGUUUGUUGCCGUCGUUCUAAGAAUUCAACAAUUUUGUUAUUCGAGAUGCCAUUUGUAGAAUCAGCUUGGUUACAUGCGAUUUUCGAUAAGAUAGAUUUUGUGAUUCAAUUUGCAAGGCCUGCAUAUGAAACGUUACACAAGAGUCUUUGACAAAGCCUCCAAUUCAAUGAUUAGGAGGUUUAAACUGAACUUUGAGCUUUCGAAGAUAUUUUUCAGAAAUACUACCCUCAAACUUGAAAAAAAAAAAGGCUGUAAAAUGAUUCUUGUAGAAACCCAUUCAAGUAUGACUCUACACUUGGUCACAUACUAUUUUUUGGAAGUGGCAUCGCAAGAUCGACUAAGCAUUGAGUCUCUGCACCGGACAAAGUGCGCAAGAGAGGGGAUUGGCACAUGUUCCAGAAUGUUAUGAGGUUCCCGUUUCUGAACGUCCUAGCUUGAAUUCCCCCGAAGCUCAGAUUCCUGUCGUUGACCUGACUGGAUUGCAAUUGGGGCCCACUCACCGCCCAGCUAUCGUUGAAAGCAUUAGGCAAGCUUGCCAGCGCUUCGGAUGUUUCCAAGUAAACCUAGUUUUCUUUAGUUUUUUUAUUUAGAAAAUGUUCAUGUGUAGCUAGUUUUUUUCGUGUGCCAACUUUCUUUUUUUGCCUCAUUCUUCUAUAUAUAGACUUUGCACUCAACAUUUGAGCUCUUUAGCUAACCUGCUCGUAGUAAUUUUUUUCAUUUUGGUGUGACAUAGAAAAAGAUAUUCGUUAUUCUAAAUUUUUGUAAAUUAUAUGCCAAGAAUAUGUUGAACUGCAGGUUGUUAAUCAUGGCAUAGACCAAACAGUCCUCAACAAAGCACUUGGUGCUGCAAAAGAGUAUUUUCUCUUGCCUGCAAAUGAGAAGUUGGAGUUAAUGUCAGACGAUGUUCACAAACCAGUGAGGUAUGGGACAAGCCUUAAGGAUGGCGUUGAUAAGAUUCAGUUUUGGAGGGUCUUUCUUAAACAUUAUGCAAAUCCCUUGAAUGAUUGGGUGCAGUGUUGGCCUGAGAAUCCACCCACUUACAGGGAACAUAUGGGAGCAUAUUCUUCAGAAGUGCAAAAACUAGGAGUUGAAUUAACAGGAGCUAUCACAGAGAGUCUUGGUUUGGGUCCCAAGUAUGUGAGUGAUAAGAUAGAACAAGGCAUGCAAGUAAUAACUACAAACUGUUACCCACCAUGUCCUCAACCUCGUCUCACACUCGGGUUACCUCCACAUUCAGAUUACAGCUGUUUGACCAUCCUACUUCAGGGCUCCCCAGGGCUAGAAAUCAUGGACAUGCAAGACGGUGGCUCGUGGAAACUCGUGCCAAAUGUAGACGGUUCCUUGCUAGUCCACAUAGGUGAUCAUUUGGAGGUAUUAAGCAAUGGGCUGUACAAAAGUGUGGUGCAUAGGGCUGUUGUUAAUUCUCAGAAGACUAGGAUAUCCAUUGCAAGCUUCCAUAGUUUGGGGUUGGAUGAGAAAAUGGAGCCUGCUUUCCAGUUGGUAAAUGAGAAUCAUCCCAAGGCAUACAAGGGAAGUAGUUUUAGGGAUUUCUUGAAUUUUCUUAGUGCUAAUGAUAUUGGUCAAGGAAAUAUAUGCUUUCUUGACACCCUCAAAAUAGAGUAAACGGUAAUGCAGAUCACACUAAAAAACUCUAAAAGUAUCUUUUACUUUCAUUUUUGUAAAGAAUUAUUCUCUGUCCCUAAUUGUUUCCCCAUUUUAUAAUAAUGUUUUAUUAA
This is a messenger RNA of Spinacia oleracea (spinach), 1937 nucleotides long. Its product is annotated as 2-oxoglutarate-dependent dioxygenase 21, chloroplastic. Lineage: Eukaryota; Viridiplantae; Streptophyta; Magnoliopsida; Caryophyllales; Amaranthaceae. The transcript has 5 exons. The coding region runs from base 1093 to 1824 and encodes 243 amino acids. The record is from RefSeq and is a predicted model, not a curated record.